UGAGACCAGGAAGGAUAGAGAAAUUGUCUUUCCAUGUGAAUAUUUCAUUUAGGCAUCUUGUGGGAUUUAAAAACAAGCCCAGUACUAACUCUUUGGCUUGUUUGUGUGCCAGGCAUUGGCAGAGAGCAGCAGAAGCCAUUGCUACAGAUGCUGGGGCUCUGCUUCCAGUAUGAAGAGGGCAAAGAUUUGUGGGUUUGUCACCUGUAGGUUCCUAACAUUUGGGCUAGGCUUUUUCUUGGGAAUGGAUGCAGGCACUGAUCGAUUUGGAACAGAAGAGAGGGAAACUGGGUGAAAUUGGGAGUCUGUGUAUGCAUUGCUGUGCAAUGUGAUCAAGAAUAUAUAUGUGCUCUGCAGCCAACAGAAACUACUGCUCUUUCCCUAUCCACUAAACCCUUUCAUGCUCACACUGGGUCCUUAUAAGUAAUCACAGAAUCACAGAAUGAUAGAAUAUCUCAAGUUAGAAGGGACCCGUAAGGAUCGUUGAGUGCAGCUCCCAGUGCUGAAUGCCAGCACCCUAAAAGGGAAAGGAAGUUAUUCAUUGGCCUAAAUGUGGUUUUGGCCAUACCUGCUUUUCCUGUGGUCGCAGCUUCAAAUCCCAAUGAGGCAGACUGAAGCAAAUACACUGAUUUUUGGAGCUCUCCUUAUAGCAACUUCAGUUGCAACCCUAAAGUCUCAGGGUUUCUCUGCAGACACUUGGCAUAUAUGGCAUGUUUCAUCAGAUUAAGGCUUUAUUCUAGUAUCGUGGAAGAUUUCUGUUUCCACUGCCCCUUUUUCUGUACUCAAUACUGAUUGCACUUAUGCUUCCCCAGAUGUGGGUUCUCUGAAUGAUGACGGAGGUAUUUCAGGCUGCCUUGUUUUAACACUGAGCCAUUUGUGAAUAACUUUGGAUUCUCCAAUCAGUGUGGAGAAAUCCAGGACUAAUUCCAUAUUAAAAUUUCUGCAUGUUGGGACCUGACUUUUUUCAAUCAUAUGUUAAAAUCAGGCAAGCAUGAUGUUACCCCAGACUAUGAACUCUUCAUGUGCUCUAUUUCACAUGUGCUUAUGUAUCAAGGCCUGUGAAAUGGGAGGUGCCGGCAGCAUUACAGCUGGUCUUUAUAGUGUAGUCAUGCAGAUCCCAGGCCUGUUCUCCAUCCACACUUCUCCAAGCACUCAGAAGAUGUGUUUCUAGUUGCAAGAGAAGGACACAGCCAAACUGGAGCAUGAGGUUUCCUUGCACAGCCCUUGGAGACACUGUGCAUGAGGUCCGCAAGAGUCUUACCCUGAAAUCCGCAGCAGCCUGGACAUGCUGGAGAUCCACAACCAUAGUAAGGGAAGCUACAUUUAGAUGCUGUUUACAGCAAUAAAGAGAAUAUUACAUUUGAUCUAGAGCUUUGUGUUAAUUCACAGGAUGAGAUGCGAACAGAAGCUCGUCGAAAAAAUAUCCUCAUUCUAAUUCUGCAUUAUUUAAUGGAGAAAGGGUACGUUGAUGCUGCGUAUGCUUUGGAACAAGAGACGAAAUUAAGUUUACGUGGCUUUGAAGUUUGUGACAACAUUGAUCUUGAGACAAUUUUGAUGGAAUAUGAAAACUAUUACUUUGUAAAAUUUCAGAAGUAUCCUAAAAUUACCAAAAAGGUCCUGGACACUGCAGAAAAUAAACAACAGCUGAGAACUAGGGGAAGACCAAGAAGGGCAGCAAGCUCUUUUCAGAACCUCCCAAGGCUCAGACAUCUGACAGUGCAACAACCGUUGUUAACAACCUCAUCUGGAAGUGCAACAGAAUUCAGAUCUUCCACCAAGGAGAGACCCAGCCAGAAUAAUGACAGUGCAGUUACUCUGGAGCAAUCUGACUUUGGCUUAAGCAUCUCGGCAAUCAGCAGAAGUGGAGGAGAUGGCACUCACACAAGAAGGGUUGGUGGAAAACUAGGCCAGGUAAUUGACUUCCAUGGGAUGAUUCAGGAUGCUGUCAAAGUAUCAUCAAAUGGAAUAGUCUUGAACAGCCUUAACUCUGAUCCGGAUCCAUCAGAACGAUUAUUAAAACCCCUUAGUGCUUUUAUUGGCAUGACUGGUGAGAUGAGAGAACUUGCAACAGUUGUAAGCAAAGACAUUUAUCUCCAUAAUCCAAAUGUGAAGUGGGAUGAUAUUAUUGGGCUGGAUGCGGCUAAAAGACUAGUCAAGGAAGCAGUUGUUUAUCCUAUAAGGUACCCCCAGCUGUUUACUGGCAUUCUGUCUCCUUGGAAAGGAUUAUUGCUGUAUGGACCACCAGGUACUGGGAAAACUUUGCUUGCUAAGGCUGUUGCCACAGAAUGCAAUACAACUUUUUUCAACAUAUCAGCAUCCACCAUUGUCAGCAAAUGGAGGGGUGAUUCAGAAAAACUUGUCCGGGUAUUAUUUGAGCUUGCCCGGUACCAUGCUCCUUCCACAAUUUUCUUGGAUGAGCUGGAGUCAGUUAUGAGUCAAAGAGGCACUGCUUCUGGUGGUGAACAUGAAGGAAGUCGGCGGAUGAAAACAGAAUUACUGGUGCAGAUGGAUGGCUUGGCCCGAUCUGAUGAUCUUGUAUUUGUUUUAGCAGCUUCCAAUCUGCCAUGGGAGCUGGAUUCUGCCAUGCUGCGGCGUCUGGAGAAGAGGAUUUUGGUAGACCUCCCUAGCAAAGAGGCACGGCAGGUGAUGAUCCAGCACUGGCUGCCCCCUGUGAGCAACAGCGGAGCAGUGGAGCUGAGAACAGACCUGGACUACAGCUUGCUGGGCCAGGAAACGGAUGGGUACUCCGGCUCUGACAUAAAACUCGUGUGCAAGGAAGCAGCCAUGAGACCUGUGAGGAAAAUCUUCGAUGCUCUAGAAAAUCAUAAGCCAGGUAACCGUAACUUACCCGUGAUCCAAUUAGACACGAUUACCACAGCAGAUUUCCUGGAUGUGAUCACCCACACCAAGCCAUCAGCAAAGAAUCUAAGCCAGAAGUACACUGCUUGGCAGAGAGAAUUUGAGUCAGUUUAAAAAGGAAAAAAAACCAAACCCAAAGAUUGAAAACUUCCAAGACUUCUGCUAUCCAAGUGCUGUUGUUUCCAGGAAAGAGAAUGCAGACACAAAAGUCAGGGGAAAAUCUUUGCUUUCAAAACCGGUGAACCUUUUUGAAACCUUCUUUUAAUGGUGGGAGGUCUGGUGUUGGUUAUUUUUUAUUAGCUAUUUUUAAUUACCAUUCCAGAAACAUUCUUCAUGGAAUUAAUGUAAUGGCAGUUGCUAUGUAAUGAAGACUCCAGCCUUAAUUUUAUGUAUAAAAACUUAGAAAAUU
Messenger RNA from Neopsephotus bourkii (Bourke's parrot), 3265 nucleotides. It is a transcript of the gene KATNAL2, whose product is annotated as katanin catalytic subunit A1 like 2. The transcript is spliced from 16 exons. The coding region runs from base 1393 to 2970 and encodes 525 amino acids. The record is from RefSeq and is a predicted model, not a curated record. NCBI's taxonomy places the organism in Eukaryota, Metazoa, Chordata, Aves, Psittaciformes, Psittacidae. Gene Ontology annotation, molecular function: protein binding; ATP binding; ATP hydrolysis activity.